GCUUCGCCGGUAGCUAGUGCUAGCAUCCAAGAUGUCGGCUACGUAUGUGUUCCCCAUGUGUGUACGGGCGAGUCGGGGCCUCCUGCGGCUCAGGAACAGGGCAGCGGGAGCUCCUUCCGCGGCUGUGGUGGACACGGUUCGGAGUCUCUCUAUGGACAAGCCGCCGGUCGGUGCGGGCAGCGCGACGGGCGGACUAGCUCAGGCUAUCCUCCAGGAGAGACUCCAGCAGCAGCAGCAGAGCCAGGGCCAACCUCCACCUCCUGAAGGAGAAGACGCCGAUAAACAGGGAGAGCAGACAGAGGACAAGAAGCAGAAGGAGAACACAGCCUACGCCAAGAAGAUGGUUCUGAGGCUGGCAGGACUCAUGGGAGUGGGCGGAGCCGUCGGCAUCGUCUACAUAUUCGGCACGAACUCUGUGGACGAACAAGGCAACCAGAUUCCAGAUGAGUUCGACACAGAACCUCCGGUCAUCCAGCAGUUGAAGCGAACGUAUAAAUACUUCCAGGAUUACAGACAGAUGAUCAUUGAACCAACAAGUCCAAAGCUUCUUCCCGACCCGUUAAAGGAACCGUACUACCAACCCCCCUACACUCUGGUUCUGGAGCUGACAGACGUCCUGCUGCACCCGGAGUGGUCGUUGUCCACAGGUUGGCGGUUUAAGAAGCGUCCGGGCAUCGAUUAUCUGUUCCAACAGCUGGCGCCGCUCUACGAGAUCGUCAUCUUCACAGCGGAGACCGGCAUGACGGCGUACCCGCUGAUAGACAGCAUCGACCCCCAGGGGUUCGUCAUGUAUCGUCUCUUCAGAGAUGCAACACACUACAUGGAAGGACAUCAUGUUAAGGACGUGUCGUGUCUGAACCGGGACACCAGUAAGGUGAUCGUGGUGGACUGUAAACGAGAGGCCUUCAGUCUGCAGCCGUUUAACGGGAUGGCACUGAAGAAAUGGGAUGGAAACUCUGACGACCGCACACUCUACGACCUGGCCAACUUCCUAAAGACCAUCGCUCUGAGUGGAGUGGAGGACGUGCGCUCAGUGUUGGAGAACUACGCCCUGGAGGAAGACCCCAUCGAAGCCUUCAAACGAAGACAGGCCCAGCUGGCCCAGGAGGAGGAGCAACGGAUGGCCGAGCUCUCGCAGCAGAAGAAGCAGGGCGUGUCUCUGGGCUCCAUCGCCUCACGCUUCUGGCGCUCCAAACAGCAGUGAGCCCCGCCCCCUCACACACUUCCACCAAUGGCAGCCCGGCCCUCCGCCCCCCACUCCUCCACCGGGUGGGCGUGUCCAGUAAUACAGGUGAGGAGAGGGGCGGUGGACACCUCAGCGGACAUGAUACGGUGGACCGGACCCGGGACACUUCUUGGUUCUGAGGUGGGCGGGGCUUUGCGGCGUCACCACAUACAAACAAAGCUGCUGAUUGGAUAAAACUCUGUGAGACUGAUCUGAGACCAGCGCUGUUAUCAUCACUCCAGCUCUGGUCCCGCCCUCCGCUCACUGGAGCUGAUCUGGGGUCGGCUCUAUUCCUCUGUUUGUGUUUGUCCGGCGCCGCUGUGGGACGACGCCCACGACUGUCAACGUACGUAGAACUCAGUGAAUGUGGGACCGACAGAACCAUGGACAGACACUGAGACCGAGACUGGACAGAGGCGGAGUCUGUCAGGGUUGAGAUGAUGAUGAUGAUGAUGAUGUGGGUCCUGUUUCCUGUAAUAAAAGCAGGCGUCGAACCAACA
Sphaeramia orbicularis (orbiculate cardinalfish) is the source of this 1725-nucleotide messenger RNA. It is a transcript of the gene timm50, whose product is annotated as translocase of inner mitochondrial membrane 50 homolog (S. cerevisiae). Lineage: Eukaryota; Metazoa; Chordata; Actinopteri; Kurtiformes; Apogonidae. The transcript is spliced from 11 exons. Bases 32 to 1204 code for a protein of 390 amino acids. The record is from RefSeq and is a predicted model, not a curated record.